Molecule: messenger RNA, 5751 nt
Organism: Strongylocentrotus purpuratus (purple sea urchin)
Lineage: Eukaryota; Metazoa; Echinodermata; Echinoidea; Camarodonta; Strongylocentrotidae
Exons: 1
Coding region: 1-5751 (1916 amino acids)
Biological process (GO): DNA integration
Molecular function (GO): nucleic acid binding
Source: RefSeq, a predicted model, not a curated record
AUGCCAGAGGAAGAAGAGGCUAAGCGAACGAGAUCCGACCCGAAGCCAACCGAACUUGGACUCCAGCACCAAAACGACCAACGUGAACUGGAGUUUCGUUAUUCAUUAAGAGGUUGGCGUCAAGCGGCCAAUAAGUUGAGAGCUGCUUUAAGUGAUGAAGAACUCGUAUUGGUUAUCAAGCAACAGAGAGAUGAAGUCCAAGCUGCUAUGGACAAGGCAACGGUAGUUCAGGAUUCUCUCAGCAAGAUUAAGGUGUCCUUAAAAUUGCAUGAUGACAGCUUCGACAAGAUUGAAGAGGUGGAGGAGCAGCAUGCAGAGCUGAUGAAACAAACCCACGAAAGAGUGAAGGUUCUACAAGGAGGCUCUGUAACCCAAUCGACGUCAUCCAGACACUCCUCUAAACCUUCUCCAAAACGACAGAAUGAUUGUGAAGAGUGGGUCAACGCCGAACCAAAAGAUGACCCACCUACGAUGGAGAAGAUUAACCCAAGAGCUCAGGACAUUGAAACGGGAAACUCGUUAGCAGCGAGUUUAGUGGACCAGAUGAGGAUAAGUCACCUGCCCCCUCCAGAGCCCACUCAGUUCGAUGGAAGUCCCCUCCAAUAUCCAACGUGGAAAAGAAGCUACGACCUCCUAAUAGAAAGAAGAGAGAUAAACGCAGCAGAUAAGUUCUAUUAUCUUCUGAAGUACAUAAAGGGCCAACCCUUGCAACUGGUACAAGGAUACGCAUUGCUAGGUGAUACCAACUCUUAUGCUGCAGCGAAGAUGGCCCUAGAAAGGAGGUACGGAGAUCCCUUUGUCCUAUCUAACGCCUACAGGGAUAAAUUGGACUCUUGGCCCAGAAUCAGCAACAGAGAUGGCCAAGGUCUUCGAAUGCUGUCUGACUUUGUGAAACAGUGCUGUACAGCAAUGACAACCAUCGGAAAUCUGGCUCAAUUGAAUGAUGAGAGGGAAAAUAGGAAGAUCUUGGCUAAACUCCCAGACCACCUGAUUGUGAGUUGGGGUAGGAAAGUUGCUCAUUGGAAGAAAACUCAUGGAAAUUUCCCAUCAUUUCAUGAGUUCAGUGACUUCAUUGAGGAGGAGGCCAAUAUCGCAUGCGACCCAAUUACCUCUUUGUAUAGUGUAAAGGAGCUGAAGGUAGACAAGCAGCGGACGAUUCCGGGCGCAACAUCCAUGUAUGCCUCGACAGAUCAACGCCCUCAGCAUCCAAGAAAGGGAAAGAAGCAGGAGUAUGUAUGUGUGCUCUGUAAGGAAAACCACCAACUAGGAGUUUGUAAAAGGUUCCUUUCAAUGACUUUGAAGGAGCGAAAGACCUACGUACGAGACAAUGGACUGUGUUAUGGUUGUCUCAUAAGAGGACACACAUCAAGAGAAUGCAGAAGGAGAGACACAUGCAGUGUCUGCAAACGGCGACAUCCCACUUCUCUUCAUGAAGACUGGAAUCGGAGUAAUCAAGUACAAGAGAGAGAUGAUGUGAGAAUGGAGAUCCAAUCGUCUGAUCAUGAGAGUUCUAACGCAACAGAAGAACUCCGGUCAUCGAGUUCUCACACAACAGUAAACCACAUGACCUUGAAGAAACAGGCUGUAAAGUGUUCAGCAGUUGUUCCAGUCUGGAUAUCACAGAAGGGCAGAUUUGAUGAAAGGCUGAUAUAUGCAUUAUUGGAUACUCAGUCGGACACCACAUUCUUGCUGGAAUCUACCAAGGAAGCCAUGAAUCUACAAGGUUCAAAGGUGAAUCUUCUUCUUUCUACUAUGUCCAAGAAGGAUGAGAGGAUCCCUAGUGAGAAAAUUCAAGGACUCACGGUUCGUGCUCACAACAGUAUGAAGACGAUUGAUCUCCCUGCAGUCUAUACACGAGACAUCAUGCCCGCAAAUAGGGAGUAUAUUCCAGUGCCUGAAGUGGCUAUGUCCUUUCCUCACCUGACUGAAAUUGCAGAGGAACUGCUACCACUACAAGACUGUGAGGUAGGAUUGCUGAUCGGAUAUGAUUGUGCACGUGCUCUAAUUCCUCGCAGCAUAAUUCUUUCUCCUGACGAUGAUGAUGGACCCUUUGGGAUGAAGACAGAUCUAGGUUGGUGUGUUGUGGGUAUAUCAAGUCAGAAGGAGUUUGCUGUCAGCCCCGAAGACAGAAUAGGGUUCAGUCAUCGAUUGAUCACCUGUGAGAUACUCCCUGAGCUGACUGAAAGCAAAACUGCAACCAAGGAAAAGGUGAUGUUCUCACACAACGUCACCAUCAAGGAAGAGAUAAGUCCUUCAUCGGUGCUGAGGAUAAUGGAAGCAGACUUCUCGGACCUAAGAGACAACAGCGAACCUUCCUCACAUAAUGAUGUUAGAUUCAUGAACAUCAUGAAGAAUAAUGUUCGCUUAACAGAAGACGGACAUUACGAAACUCCACUUCCCUUCAAGGAAAAGGAACCAGAUCUGCCAAACAACAGGUAUAUGGCAGACAAGAGACUACAACAUCUCAAACGAAAGUUUGAAAGAGAUUCAAACUACCACCGUAGAUACACAGAGAAGAUGGAAGCACUCUUAGAGAAAGGGUACGCAGAGUUAGCACCAGAAAUCAAGACAGCUGAUAGUCCAGUCUGGUAUAUUCCCCACCACGGUGUUAUACAGCCCAACAAACUUCGGGUCGUAUACGACUGCAGUGCUCAGUACAAGGGGGAAUCCCUUGACGAUUAUCUUCUCACUGGACCAGACCUGACAAAUGCUCUCGUAGGCGUACUCUGCAGAUUCAGGAGAGACGAGAUUGCAUUCAGUUGCGACAUAAAGGAAAUGUUUCACCAAUUCAAGGUGAGAGAAGACCCCCGUGACUACUUGAGAUAUUUGUGGUGGAAAGACGGAGAUAUUCUUCGAGAACCCAUCGAGCUGCGUAUGACUGUCCAUUUGUUUGGCGCAUCUUCCUCCCCAGGCUGCUCCAAUUUUUGCUUGAAGCAGACAGCUACUGAUCACGCAGACGAAUUUGGAAAUGACGUGAAGGACUUCAUUCAUCGGGAUUUCUAUGUGGACGAUGGAUUGAAAUCCGUUCCUUCUACAAAGGACGAUAUCGACCUAGUUUCGAGAACAAGACAACUGUGUAAGAAAAGUGGACCGCAUCUACACAAGUUCAUAUCUAACAGCAGAGAAGUAAUGGAAUCUGUUCCGGAGCCUGAUAGAGCGAAGGGAGUCUCCAAGACGGAUCUUAUGGGAGUUGAUUCACCCAUGGAAAAGGCUCUGGGAGUUCUAUGGUGUGUUGAGUCCGACACACUUAAGUUCAGGCUCACUCUACAUGACAAACCCCUGACGAGAAGAGGAGUCUUAGCCACAGUUAUGUCAAUCUACGAUCCAUUGGGUCUGCUGGCGCCAGUUGUACUGCGAGGAAAACAGAUCUUGCAAGAACUAUGCAGGAAAGCAGUAGACUGGGAUGAUCAACUGCCUGAUGAACAGAGAAGCAGCUGGGAGAAAUGGAGAGCUAAUUUGCAUAAUCUGGACUCAAUCUCCAUACAAAGAUGCUACAAGCCUGCACAUUUCGGAGAAGUAAAGACAACGCAACUUCAUCACUUUUCUGAUGCCAGUACUACUGGUUAUGGCGAGUGCACAUAUCUAAGGCUGACUAAUGAUGAAGGAAAGGUGCAUUGUACACUCCUGAUGGGGAAGGCCAGAGUUGUACCUCUCAAACCAAUCACUGCACCACGUCUGGAGCUGACAGCUGCAGUUGUUUCAGUUAGAGUCAGUGCAUUUCUUCAGAGAGAGUUUGUACCCUCAGACACUGAAGAGUUCUAUUGGACGGACAGCAAUGUAGUAAUGGGCUACGUUAGUAACGACUCGAAGCGCUUUCAUGUCUUUGUUGCCAACCGUGUGCAUCAGAUUAGACAACACUCUUCCCCCUCACAAUGGAGACAUGUGGGUACACAGGAUAACCCAGCUGAUAUUGCUUCUCGAGGAGCUACAGUCAACCAACUCCUGUCUUCCUCUUGGUUUACUGGCCCAAAGUUCCUGUGGGAGAGCAACGCAGAGAAGUUCAUUCAAGGUGAUAAGUUUGAUGUGAAGUUGGAUGAUCCAGAAGUGAAGAAAGCUCAUGCAAACGUUGUACAUGGUCACUCUAAGCCUUGUACCUUUGGGAUCGAUCGUUUGGACAGAUUUUCCUCUUGGCACAGAGCUAAAAGGGCAGUAGCAAACUGCAUGAGACUGAAGGCGCAUUUGAGAAGGGGAUGUCGAGAGCGAGGUCUGAGCAAGUCAUCCACCACUGGAAAGACUUCAUUCCAUGGUGAGCUACAGAAGCUUACUACAAAGGAACUCAACAAGGCACAAUGUGAAAUCCUGAAGACCGUACAGAGAGAUGCAUUCAGUAAUGAACUGACAGCUAUACAGAACCAGUCUGGUAAAGGUAGUGAGAUGAAUGCAAACAAGAGACACAGGCGUAAGCAGCAAGGGUAUAGUCGCUUUCAUCGUCUUGACCCUUUCAACGACGCUGAUGGGAUACUGAGAGUAGGUGGACGCCUAAGUUGUGCUGAAGGUUCCUAUGAAAGUAAGCAUCCAGCUAUUCUACCUCAGGACCACCAUAUUACAGAGUUGAUAAUACGACAUUGUCACAUUCAGACAGCUCACCAGGGACGAGGUAUGACCAUCAACCAACUGAGGUCCAGCGGCUUCUGGGUCUUAUCUGGGAGCUCAACAUUCUCUAGACUCAUAAGGAAGUGUGUCACAUGUCGUAGGCUACGUGGCGAAUCUCAAUGGCAGAAGAUAUCAAACCUGCCUAAGGACAGAGUUGAGCCUACACCACCCUUCACAUACAGCUGUAUGGACGUGUUUGGUCCAUGGGUAAUCAAAGAAGGCCGAAAGGAACUGAAAAGGUACGACCUCCUCUUCAGUUGUAUGGCUUCUAGGGCUGUGCACAUUGAGACACUAAAUUCGAUGACAACCGACUCUUUCAUUAACGCUCUUCGACGAUUCCUAUCCAUUAGAGGUCCUGUGCGCCAGCUUCGUUCAGAUAGAGGCACUAACUUCAUCGGGGCUGAAGCUGAGCUAAGAGAAGGUAGUAAUACACACCAGGACAAGAUUCAGGAAUUUCUUCUGAGGAACGACUGUGAUUAUAUUCACUUCAAAUUCAAUGUCCCUUCGGCUAGUCACAUGGGAGGUGUAUGGGAAAGACAAAUACGCAGUAUACGUCGUGUGCUAGAAACAUUGCUGUAUGAAGCUGGACAGCAGCUUGAUGAUGAGUCCCUGCGCACCCUCAUGAACGAAGCAGCAGCUAUCGUAAAUAGCAGACCUCUGACUGUCGACAAUUUGAAUGACCCUACACAUCCUGAGCCCCUGACACCGAAUCAUCUUCUGACAAUGAAAACCAACGUGCUGUUGCCGCCUCCAGGACACUUCCAACGAGAGGACUUGUACUCUAGAAAAAAAAGAUGGAGGAGAGUUCAGCAUCUCGCUAACGAAUUCUGGAAGCGUUGGAAGCGAGAGUUUCUCCAGAGUCUUCAAUCACGUCAGAAAUGGACUUGCCCACAGCGUGAAGCCCGUAUAGGUGAUGUUGUAAUAAUGAAAGACGACAAUCCAAGAAACCAAUGGACGCUAGCCAGAGUAGUUGAUGUUUACCCAUCCUCGGACAAUCAUGUGCGUAAGGUUAAAUUGGUGAUGGGUGACCCCAAGAUAAACAGUCGCGGGAAGCGAAUCUUCCAACAACGUUAUUUCGAACGACCAAUACAUAAGCUUAUCUUGUUAGUCGCGCAUGAAGACCAGGGGAAAUUCCCUGACAAGGAGCCACAAGGCUAG